This is a messenger RNA of Pteropus alecto (black flying fox), 2395 nucleotides long. RefSeq names its product tetraspanin 8 (gene TSPAN8). The transcript has 8 exons. The record is from RefSeq and is a predicted model, not a curated record. NCBI's taxonomy places the organism in Eukaryota, Metazoa, Chordata, Mammalia, Chiroptera, Pteropodidae. The coding region runs from base 365 to 1081 and encodes 238 amino acids. Gene Ontology annotation, cellular component: membrane.
UGUGCCACUCUCUCCACGGUUCAGCGCCACUCCCUUAACUUGAUAUCUGUUUACUUUAGAGGAAGCAGUUUUUGAGAAAGGAAUCAUAAAUAUCCUGGCCCAGUGCCCCAGAAGCCAUGACAAGCAAAAGAACAUACUUACCUAAAGAUAGCCUUUGUGAUAUUUAAAUGUGUGGGUUAAUUUUUUAUCCACUUUAAUAACUAGAUUACCUUUCCACCCGAUCCCACUUCUUUGCUUUUUAUUUCUGCUCUGAAACCGUGGGCACGGAAAUCUCUGCAGACACAUUACUCCAGAGCAUAUUGCAGGACAGUCUUAUAACGAACAGUUAAAUUCACGGCAUCUGGAUUCCUGAUCCUUUUCCGACAUGGCAGGUGUGAGUGGCUGUGUAAAAUAUUCUAUGUUUAUCUUCAAUUUCUUGUUCUGGCUAUGUGGUAUCUCGAUCCUGGCAGUAGCAAUUUGGAUACGAGUAAGCAAAGAUGGUCAAGAGAUUCUCAGCAGUGAGGACUCUAGCAGUAAGCCCUACAUUGCUGUGAAUAUCUUGAUUGCUGUGGGUGCUACCAUCAUGAUUCUGAGUUUCCUGGGAUACUGUGGUGCCAUCAAAGAAAGCCGCUGCAUGCUUUUUUUGUUUUUCAUAGGCUUGUUUUUGAUCCUGUUACUGCAGGUGGCAGCGGGUAUCCUAGGGGCUGCUUUCAGAUCUGAGUCUGAGAACAUUCUGAAUGAGACUCUCUAUAAAAACAUAGAGCUUUUGAGUGGAACAGAUAGUAACGCAAAAGCAUUCCAGAAAGCCUUGACUGAAUUUCAAGAACAGUUUAAAUGCUGUGGUUUGGUCAAUGGACCUUCUGACUGGGGAAAUAAUUUUCAAUCCCAUUCCAAGUCAUGCAAAUGUCCAGAUACAUCAGAGUCUUCUUGUAUACAGUAUGAAGGAAAUUAUGUUUACAAAGAGCCAUGCAUUUCUUUCAUAAAAAACUUAGUUAAAACACACAUUCUCAUAACAAUUGGAAUAGCAUUUGGACUGGCAUUUAUUGAGAUACUCGGUCUGAUAUUUUCUAUGGUCCUGUUUUGCCAGAUUGGAAGCAAAUGAAUCUGUGGAUGUGUUGAGCUACCAUCAAUCAAACGCCUUUAAAAUUUUGCUUUAGCUUUGUAACUUCAAAUAUGUUACUGCUGUAUAUGUUAGGGGCAGCUGUCCUAUUAAGAUUUCUCAUUUAGCUAGACCAUAGAUAUCUUCUAGGCAUAUUGAGCAUAUUUAAGAUUUUAGUAAUACUAGGAAAAUGAUAUGAAUGUACAUUUUUACUCAAAAUAAAAGUAACAUUCUUUACGUUGGUGCUUUUUCCUGUCUGAUCAUUGUGUUCAGGUGAUACUGUCCUUUAAAACAUUCAUCUGAAGCCACCCUGUGGAAUGAUCUUCAUCUCUGAGUGACAGGGACAUAGUUUAGGCAGUGCAUCUAGGCUUUUCAGAAGCCACACUCUGUUUUGGGUGGUGUAUCAACCAUUCAUGAUAAGAUUGAAUUAAGUCUCAAGCUGAAAGAUUGAGAAAGUGGUCCAGCUAAAGGACUCAUUAUCUCUUUUCUAUUUAUGUUAAUGUCUAUUAAUGGUGCCUCUCUUUUCUCUCUACCUUUUAUGGGGACAAGAAAAUUUGAGUGCUGUCUUUCCAGCCAUUGAAUCUCUGAUACCUCUCCGGACCUCCCUCUGGGUCAUAGUUAUAACUGCUUUUACCUUUUGAGUUCUCAUAGACAUUUUUACAUUUUACUUUUUAUUGAGGUAUAAUACAUACAAUAAAGUGAACAAAUUUAAGUUUACACCUGUGUUAACACUAUCCAGCUGAAGAUACAAGACAUUUUCAGCACACCAGAAUGACCGUACAUGCAACCUCCCAGUGGCACGCUAGAGCUGGCUCCCACUGAUGUACCAGAGCAGACCAUAUACAUAUAUACAUCUCUUUCCAACUCUGCUCAGUGACAUCACAUUGGUAGCUUGAAAUCCACCGUGGUGGGAGAAUUUACACCGUGGAAUUUACACCGUGGAAAUUGGAAAAUGAUAUAAAAUAAGGGAUUUUGUUUUUUGAGAGCUGGUUUUUAAACAUUUACCAGAAUGCCACCGCCCUCUUCAACAAAUGCCUCCCCAGAGGUAGUCACUCUUCUGAAUUCUAUGACCAUAGGUUCAUUUUGCUUAUUCUUGAACUUUCUGUAAAUGGAAUAAUAAAAUAUGCUCUCUGGCUUCUUUUUCCUCAACAUUUUGUGAGAUUUAUCUAAAUUGUCGCAUACAACUGCUGUUUAUUCUCAUUGCUAUGUAGUAUUCCCUUGCGUAUAAAUGUAUGUCACAAUGUAUUUCUCCAUCUUCCUGAACAUUGGAUUUGCUUCCAGUUGGUGUUAUUAUGAAUAAAGCUGCUAUAAACAUUU